Molecule: messenger RNA, 3575 nt
Organism: Paramisgurnus dabryanus
Lineage: Eukaryota; Metazoa; Chordata; Actinopteri; Cypriniformes; Cobitidae
Product: SUN domain-containing ossification factor-like
Biological process (GO): regulation of bone remodeling; protein folding in endoplasmic reticulum
Cellular component (GO): membrane; cytoplasm
Source: RefSeq, a predicted model, not a curated record
GCAUCAGUUUGACUGUCAGUGCUUUCUUCUCUCGCGGCACUUCAGACACAGCGGUGACAUUUCAUCAAAAUAGCGCUGAAAUCACAGAUGUUUCUCGUUAAAUGAGUGAAUAAGAAGAAUAGGAGAAUGAUGUUCCUGUUCACUGCUGCUGGAUGAUGAGAUGAAGCUCCAGUUAUUGCUGCUUGCUUCCGUGUUUGGGCUCUUUUAUUACUGCUUUCCUGUUUGUUCGGAGGCGUCUGGAGCACAAACACUGACCACAGAUAUUAACAGCCAUCAUGACAAACCCUCAAAGAAAACAAGAAACCAUGAGAUGAAUGAAGGCAGUGAAGAGAAGAGAGUCUUCAUCAGUGCUUCAGAGGAAGAGGAAGAUGUCCUGUCAGUAACAGCAGCUCAUCCUGAUGACUCUGAGAUGGUUUCCUCCUGCAGUAAUGUUAAGGUGGAUGAGAGUAAAUCCAUCAUCACUCGUGAGUCUGCGUGUGAUCAGACAGAGAAACUUCAGUAUGACCCUUCACUGAGCAGGUUUAAUGUCAAUGAGACCGAGAAGCCCAUUAAGACCAAUAAAGACCAAACUGGGAUAGGGACCAACGUCUCUCAUAUCCUGAAAAAACAGGGAGGCAACAUGAGCCCAGAAAUUGACCCCUCUCCACUUUGUAAAGAUCAAGAAAUUCCCACAUUUGAUGAAUGGACAAAAAUCAUGAUGGAGGUGGAGAAUGAAAAGAGUCAGAGUUUGCGUGUUUCUAAUGGUCUUCAUGGGAAGAAGGUUCAGCAGACCUUCACUAACUAUGCCUCUGUGGAGUGUGGGGCAAAGAUACUCUCUUCAAAUCCUGAAGCAAAGAGUACUUCAGCUAUUCUGAUGGAAAAUAUGGACAUGUACAUGCUGAAUCCCUGCAACAAUAAGAUCUGGUUCAUUAUCGAGCUGUGUCAGCCAAUUCAGGUACGGCAGCUGGACAUUGCCAACUUUGAGAUCUUCUCCUCCAACCCCAAAGAUUUCCUGGUCUCAAUCAGUGACAGAUAUCCAACCAACAGAUGGCUGAAGCUUGGAACAUUUCAUGCACGUGAUGAGCGGACAGUGCAUAGUUUUCCACUUGAUGAGCAUUUGUUUGCUAAAUACAUCAAGGUGGAGUUGCUGUCCCAUUUUGGCUCUGAACAUUUCUGUCCUCUCAGUAUGGUCAGAGUUUUUGGCACUAGCAUGAUGGAGGAGUAUGAAAUGAAUUCAUCUGACAGACCACACUCUCGAGAUGACCAGGACUAUGAUGAGUCUCCGGAUUUUGUGCCAUUAGAUGACAAAUCCACCAAAAAUCUGAUUGGAUCUGCUAAAGAUGUGCUUCUUACAAUGGUCAACAGCAUUGCUGCUAAUGUGCUCGGUGGAAAUCCAAAUAAUACUGCAGGAGAAGGAGGAAAUGAUUCCACUGAAGACUUGAAUAUGUCAGGACUAUCUUUACUUACUCAACCCAUCCACUCCACCUCAUCCGCUGUAUCAGAGACUGUGGUGGUCAGUGGACUUCUGAAUGAGACUACAGUAACAACCGGCAUUCCUGGAGAGACUGGAGCUCAUAAGAUUGAGUCCACAUUCACAGGAUUACUCUCAGAAGAUCCCACUGCUCAAACUCAUGCUAAGGAUCUUCAUAUCCACCCUGACUUACAGCAGAUCGUCACUCUGCUGCCAGAUGAUGAUGGUGAUGAUGAAUCAGAUGGAUCCUUGGAUGAAAAUCUGAAGCGAUUGAAAACAAAUCAGCUGAAGUGUCAUGUGAAUGUCUCUCUAAGCUCUUUCUCACUUCAGGAAUAUCUUCUAAAGCGCUGCUCUUCUCAAUCAAUCAAUCAGAAGAAGAAAAUGAAACCCGUCUCAUGUUCACAGGCCUCUACACUAUUACCACAAACAAAACACUUUAUUUCAACUACAACCAUGCCAUUUGCAAUACAACCCACCACAAUUGCCAAUGAACAAAUGUCUUCAGAAGUUUCGCUUACUUAUACUGAAACACCACCUGUUGCAGAAAUGUUUGAGUCGAGUCUCGAAUCGGGAUCUCUUGAACCUAGUCUGACAUCAAACUUUCUAAAACCAUCUGCUGAAUCCUUUAAAGUAACACAUCCCAUUGAACUUGAAUGCCUGUCUUUCAGCGAUUGCCUUCAAUUGAAGAUCCCUCAGGAGAGGUCCAGUGAGAAACCCCUUAAAACCAGCCUAUCACAUUUAACACUCAGCACUGCUGAGAAGAGCCGGAGCGAUCACCAGAUCACGCAGCAAUCCAACCUCAAAAUUUCAACUCGUACAGUUUCUUCAAACACUGUGGAUCCAUCACAACUGGCUUCUUCGUCUCCUCUUGUGGAUCAUCCAAUGCCUAAACCGACCAAAGAUGAGACGGUCGCAGAUGUUUUAUUGACACCUACCCAACCCAUUCUUCCUAUAGAUGGCUCACUUGGAUCACCUGAAUCAAAAAGUAAGGAUGUAUUCGAUGAUACCAUGCUGGAGACUAAAGGCAUUACUUCUGAGAUUGAUUCAGAAAUGCACAACUCCUCUGAUGUACCAAUGCAUGGCUCCAGUCAGAAAGAGUCAGUGUUUAUGAGACUUAACAAUCGCAUUAAAGUCCUGGAGAUGAACAUGUCACUGAGCGGAAGAUACUUAGAACAGCUGAGUCAAAGGUACAGGAAGCAGGUGGAUGAGAUGCAGAAGGCUUUUAACCAAACAGUCAUAAAGCUUCAGAAUACGUCAAGAAUGGCAGAGGAGCAGGACCAGAAGCAGACCGACUCUAUAGAGAUGUUACAGAUCCAGCUGGAGAACGUGACUCGACUUCUUUUCAGUUUAUCUGUCAGUGUGAGUCAGCUACAGAAAGAGGUUUCUGAAAGGCAGAGCUACAUUGUGCUGUGUCUGGUUCUGUGUGUUGUCCUUGGCUUGCUGAUUUGUUGUAACCACCAUCAGAUAUUGUGUGAUGCUCCUUUAGCCGACUCGGACACAUCUUCUUACCCUGAGAGAGAUCUGGUGGAUUGUUAUAGGGAUGUAUUUGUAAGACGAAGAGCCUCUGAUCCACUUUCACAAUCAUCAUUUCAGAUUAAAGCAGGUGCUGAAGAAAUGAACGAUCCUGAACAGUGUCUACAUUCUCCACAAAAGAAGCAACAUCAGUUGAAGUUUGAGAAGAGUUCAGAGCACCCAACAUCAUCUGUACUCAACAGCAGUCCAGCAUCAUUAGCUCAUGAGAUUUCUCAGGGUUUGAGGAUUGGUUCUGGUCCUCUUCUGGUCACCAGAGAUCUGAUGUCGGACGUGAGUUCCUCAAAGUCUAAUGAGAAUCUGUUCUGCGGUUUAUCCACCUGCGUCAGUCUCUGUGAGGCUUUGCCUGCACCUACGUGCUGGACAGAAAAGAAAAACCACGAGCAGGCCGACAUGAAAACCUCAGCAGAACGUCUGCAUCAGAUUCCACAGUGCACUGCUCCACUGCCUGGAUUAGGACCUUCAUUAAACCUACACUAAAACUGAGUUUUCAGAUCUGCCUUCACUGUUUGCUUACUUCAAGCUAUGCAGUUUACAUUUUUUUUAAUGUGCCACUGGACUUGAGACAAUCACAAAUAAAACAAUACAAUUGCUA